Molecule: messenger RNA, 1320 nt
Organism: Pygoscelis adeliae (Adelie penguin)
Lineage: Eukaryota; Metazoa; Chordata; Aves; Sphenisciformes; Spheniscidae
Gene: ACBD6
Product: acyl-CoA binding domain containing 6
Exons: 9
Coding region: 1-846 (281 amino acids)
Molecular function (GO): fatty-acyl-CoA binding; protein binding
Source: RefSeq, a predicted model, not a curated record
AUGACGUUAGCCGUCGUUCCUCACCUCUCCCCCUCACUCAGUGUGGGUAGCCCUAACCCGCGCCGCUCGCCUCUGCUGCGGAGGCAUCUGUUUGGCUUCAGCGGACUGUGCGGUGGAUUGAAGUCAGGUGUUGGUGUGGAGGGUUUGGCCUUUGUCGUUGGCUGUGGCAGGUCACCGGGAGGCUGCAAAUCUGAUUCACCUUACAAGAUUUACAAUCAGGUGAAAUUUGGAACCUGUAACACUCCCAAGCCAAGCUUCUUUGAUUUUGAGGGAAAGCAGAAAUGGGAGGCUUGGAAAGCCCUGGGAGACACCAGCCCUCAUCAAGCUAUGCAGGAGUAUGUUGCUACAGUGAAAAAACUGGACCCCAGUUGGAAUCCACAGACAACAGAGAAGAGGGGAAAAGAAAGCAAAACUGCAUUUGGAGGCCCAGUUGUCAGCUCAUUAUAUCAAGAAGAAACAAUCAGGGAAGAGGACAAGAACAUUUUUGAUUACUGCAGAGAAAACAACAUUGACUAUGUAACCAAAGCCAUUCGAUCAAAGAAAGUGGAUGUGAAUGUCACAGAUGAGGAGGGCCGGGCUCUGCUCCACUGGGCGUGUGACAGAGGACACAAGGAGUUGGUUUCAGUACUGUUACAGCACGCUGCUGAUGUUAACAGCCAGGAUGGGGAAGGCCAGACUGCACUCCAUUACGCUGCUGCCUGCGAGUUUUUGGACAUCGUAGAGCUGCUGCUGAAGUCAGGCGCCGACCCCACACUCCGGGACCAGGAGGGCUGCUUGCCAGAGGAGGUGACAGACUGUAAAGCCAUCACUUCAGCUCUGCAGCAGCACACCACUGGCAAGACCUAAUCCCGCGGCGACGCGUGGCGGGGAGGACAGAGGCACUCCACAAUAACCCCCCUUCUCUUCCCCCGCUGCCCUCCGAAACGCCUUGGGGGUUCGAAGGGGAGCUUUUAGAGCACAGGGUCUGGCUGGGCUCUCCAGCACAAGGGUCAGCUGGCCGAGCACGUAUCCUGGGCAGGAUGGGAUCAGGGUUUUGCAUGCUCUGACAUUUAUCAGUAUUUGGGGGGGAGGGAGCGAGGGAGGGGAGCAAGGGCCUGGAGAAGGUCCCAAGUAUCGUUUUAAUGUAUUAAACACAAGUAUUGCAUUGGAUGUCUCACCAGAGCAGCCUGUGCUGACUGGUCGGCUCCUCCGUGGGAAGGGGAGGGCUGCUGGGCCAGGUGAGAUGCUCAUCUCUCCCGUUUGGGUUGAGUUUUGGGUUUGUUUUUUUUUCCCCCCGGGUCCAAACAAAACAUUAUAAAUAAAAGAAAAGCACAGUGUUGG